Molecule: messenger RNA, 899 nt
Organism: Arabidopsis thaliana (thale cress)
Lineage: Eukaryota; Viridiplantae; Streptophyta; Magnoliopsida; Brassicales; Brassicaceae
Exons: 1
Coding region: 90-440 (116 amino acids)
Source: RefSeq, marked reviewed
AUAACAUCAAAAGCCCAAGCCUUUUCGAAACCCUUUUCUCUAGCUCUCACUCUCAGCUUGUUUCCUCUUUUGUUCAUUAGACACCGAAAAUGGCUUCGUCUGCGCCACAGGGAUCUGUUGAUCCUCUCACCGGGAAAGAUCCGGCGAAGGCUUUAACCGCUGUUGCUUCUGGAUUCUUCGAGAAUGUGAAGAAAAACAAGCAAAGCUUCUUCCAGUUCGCCGCCAUGACUGGGAUUUUGCUUCUGAGUUUCCGAUCGGUAAGUCAGAAGUACCGAAUUCACGAUCUGGAGGAAGACACUGCUGUUCUCAAGAAGGAACAAGAUAGUUUGACGGAUCGUAUGAGUAAAAUCAAAAGCGAUCUUCUUCAUCAAGCAUCGAUUGACUCUUCCGGCGUCUUUGCUUCUCGUCUCCGUCUACUUUUCGGUGAAGAUAAAAAGUGAUCGGAGAUUUGAUUGGUUUGAGUCAACGAGGUUACCAUUUUCUUACUCGUGCGAUGUUAUUGUAGUUCUAAAACACAUGUCUCUCUGUCUUAAGAUUGGAAGGUUUUGGCGAAUGAAUAAGUAGGGCUUUUAAGGUGAUAUGAUUUCAGACAAUGGUGUAUCGUUUUGACUUAUUUGAGAAUCUGCUUAGUGAGAUCAUUAACUUUGUUGUGGCUGAAUCGGUUUGAUUUAGUUUUGAGCAAGCAGUUACAUGUUUCUUCUGAGGCAUUUCAUCGAACACUUUAAUUGCGUUUUUAAAACUUUGCACACACAUCUCUCAAAAGAGUUUUGUUUGAAGUUUGGGUUAUGUAGUGCCAACAGCAAUAAGGAGACUUUCAAUGCAUGAACAAGAAACUAGAUUGGAAGGUAACAUGUGACUGCUUGUCAAUUCACCUCUUGAACCAAAGAAUUCAAUUAGUA